AUUUUUUUUUAUUCUGAAAAGUAGAGUCUUUCUCUAAUCCAAGAUUUUGUUAAAAAAACCAAAAAAGAACACAAGGGUAUUCUUAUUCCCAGUAUAUGAUUCUAUAACUACCUUUGGGGGAAUCAUAAAAAUCUUAUCAUCGAUCUACACAUAUAUACUUAGCUCCACUUAUUGUGUAGUAGUGGGAAAUGGAAACUUUAUUUUCUACUUCUUUUUUACCAAAUUCAAGAGAAUGGACUAAAGAAGAGAACAAGCAGUUUGAAAGUGGUAUUGCAAUAUACGAUGAGAAUACUCCUGAUAGGUGGUUCAAGGUGGCAGCUCUCAUCCCUGGAAAGUCAGUUGUUGAUGUAAUAAAUCAAUACAAGGAACUUGUUGCAGAUGUUUCUGAUAUUGAAGCUGGAUUGGUACCAAAUCCUGGUUAUUUCGCCUCUUCGAUUACGUUGGAAUUGGUUGAUCAUUCUGGAUUACAAACAUUUAGAAAAAGAGGGUCCAAAUCAUCUGAUCAAGAAAGAAAGAAAGGUGUACCAUGGACAGAGGAAGAACACAGGAGAUUCUUGAUGGGACUUGAAAAGUAUGGAAAAGGGGAUUGGAGGAACAUAUCCAAGAAAAUGGUAAUUUCAAGAACACCAACUCAAGUGGCUAGUCAUGCUCAGAAAUACUAUCAGAGGCAGCUUUCAGGAGGCAAAGAUAAGAGGAGGCCUAGUAUUCAUGACAUUACCACUGCCCAUUUUACUGUCGACGCCUCGUCCCAAGUAUACAACAUCAAUUCCUUGUCUAAAGAAAAGUUUUAUUCAACAACCACCGCCUCUUUCCAGAAAUUUACAACCACAACAGAUAUAGUGAACUGCUGGAAUCCUACCUUAUCAAGUCAUCAUGAAGAUCACAUGGAUUUUGGAUCAUCGUUUGUAGCGUACCCAUAUGAGAUUGCUUCACAGUCUUGGGAUGAACAUGGUGACAUUACUAUUGAUGCUAACUCACAACUCCAGUUCCAAUCAACAAGAUAUCAGAUAUAGGGUUGAAAAAUGUCUUAUCUAGGAUUCUGUUUUAAUUUGUAAUCUUGAAAUUAAAUUUUUAAUUAAUGUAAUUCAAGCUUAGUUUGGUAUAAGUGGUCUAAUUUGUAUGUCACUCUUUCAGACUU
Messenger RNA from Solanum dulcamara, 1138 nucleotides. Its product is annotated as transcription factor DIVARICATA-like. The transcript is spliced from 2 exons. Gene Ontology annotation, molecular function: DNA binding. The coding region runs from base 189 to 1013 and encodes 274 amino acids. The record is from RefSeq and is a predicted model, not a curated record. Lineage: Eukaryota; Viridiplantae; Streptophyta; Magnoliopsida; Solanales; Solanaceae.